Messenger RNA from Pyricularia grisea, 3736 nucleotides. RefSeq lists its product as uncharacterized. Gene Ontology annotation, cellular component: cytoplasm. The record is from RefSeq and is a predicted model, not a curated record. The transcript is spliced from 7 exons. Lineage: Eukaryota; Fungi; Ascomycota; Sordariomycetes; Magnaporthales; Pyriculariaceae. Bases 140 to 3736 code for a protein of 1198 amino acids. Gene Ontology annotation, molecular function: guanyl-nucleotide exchange factor activity; methyltransferase activity.
UUGUAAUCAUCAUGCUUGAAUUUCCCCUUUUGCUGAUAUCCAAUCCAGGCAGUAUUUCCUUUGUCUGCAUAUUGGUCCGGAUUUUCUUAAUCGAAAAAAAUAUACUAAAACGGGUAAAGGACCAGAAGACACUCCAAAGAUGCGUUCAAAAGCGACCUCAAAGUCAGCCAACCCCCCAGUGCCUGUUGGAAAGAGGGGAGCGCCGUCACAAAAUCACAAUGAUGGGCCAAAGGCAAAACGGCAAAAGUCACAUAUAGCCUCGAGCAGCAACCCGCCCAGACAAGUGCUAGAUGUAUAUGUCUUUGGCAGCGGCGCAAGCGGCGAGCUCGGGUUGGGUGUCGCGCCGACAGACAAGAAGAGAGAUCCGACCCUGGCGCGGUAUCCCACUCGCAACCACCUCCUCGACGCCGGCGACAAGACCGGCGUGAUCCAGGUUGCGGCGGGAGGCAUGCACGCCGCCGCGCUCACGAGGGACGGUAGGGUCCUGACCUGGGGCGUCAAUGACAACAAGGCCCUCGGUCGCGACACCAAGUGGGAGGAGCCCCCUGAAGGGCUUCCGGAUGACGUUGCCGACUUGAACCCGUUGGAGAGUAGCCCGUCUGCGGUGGUUUUUCCGGUUUCUGCUGGGCGGUUGUCCAUAAUCCAGGUGGCGGCGUGUGACAGUGCCACCUUUGCGCUCACUGACGACGGUCAAGUGUAUGGAUGGGGAUCCUUUCGAGGAAGUGAUGGACUGUUUGGCUUCCUCUACGACUCCAUCAAAGACAAGGCCAAACCCCGCCACGACGAGCUGCUACAGCCAGCCCCGGCUCUCAUCCCUGGACUUGCCGGCAUCAGAGAGCUAUCAUGUGGUGCGAACCACGUCCUGGCCCUGACACACACCGGAACGUUGUGGCUUGGGGUUCCGGCGAACAGGGAGAGCUGGGCCGGCGAAUACUCGAACGACCCGGUCGGGCUGCCCAAGAACAAAAUCGAACGUAUAUAUGCUGGCUUCCAUCACAAUUUCGCCGUAGAUAUAAGUGGCAACAUAUACGCCUGGGGGCUUAAUAACUAUGGCCAGGCAGGUAUACCGGCGAGCGAGGAGCAGCUGACUUUGCUCAAGCCCACCGUGGUGAUCGGCUUGAAGGCUUUUCGUAUCAAUCACAUGGCGGCAGGUUCGCACCACUCUUUGGCAUGUACCGAAGAUGGUCGGGUUCUUGCAUGGGGUCGGUGUGACGACGGCCAGGUGGGAGUUGCCCUGGACGAUAUCCCUCGAGACCGCUUGAGGUUCGAUUCGGCGCGGCGUCCUAGGAUUCUCAACAUACCAACUUUAGUCCCAGGUGUCGAUGAUGCUGUUUUUGUCGCUGCAGGUAUAGAUAAUUCCAUGGCAAUAUCUAAAGAUGGAAGACUGUUUGGCUGGGGAUUUUCGUCCGAGUAUAGGACCGGCUUGGGAACCGAGGACACAGUUGAGCAGCCUACUUCUGUUAAGCGCGGUGAUACUAUUGGAAAGGUUGUCUCUUUCAUGCCACCUUACCAAGCACCUCGAGUUGAUGUGGACGAGGACGAGGACAACAACGAAGACUACGAAAACGUGGACCGUCUGACGAGGGAAUAUGGCAAAAGGCCUCGUCGUCCUAUAUUGAUUGAUGACGAUGAAGUUGAAAUCAUCUCAGAUGACGAAGAAAACGACGGGGGUUUGGAACAUAUAGACCUGACCGGAGAUGACGAGGAUCACCAAGGCGGCGAGGGCCACGACUUUUCCAGGAACCCAGGUCUUCAGCCGCACCAAACCCGCCUUGAAAGCUAUCAUCGCGACGGCCUAAGAAUUUCCCCAUGUACUUUGGUGGAGUUGUACCAGAAGCUGCAGCCGUUCAACAUGGAGUUUUUGGAGGUCAAGGUGAUUUAUUCUCAGCCUGGAAACGGAGGGAGACAAGUAUUUGUCCGCGGGAUCCCGUACGCCCGAAACCGCUCGUUGAGGGCUAUGCUGGAACGAUACGGCAACGAGAUCUGUCAAAUCCUGGAGGUUGAUGACAACGACCCCCGUCAGCCACAAGAUCAAGCACUGGUCGAGAUCGAAUUUGCAGCCAUCAAGCGCGUUCGGAAAUUUACCAUAACAAAUACUCCAUACCCGCAAAACUCAUGCAAUCUGGCAGAUUUCAACGAGGACAAAGUAAAGGCUCAGCGCAUGGGAAGACUGGUUUGCCGGUGGAGGCAUACCAUCUACUAUCGUGACGCUGGUAGAAGGUCCAAGGAGAAGGCGCAUAGAUGGCGGCUAGAACAUUUCAACGAGACCGAUCUUCCCACAGCCGGGAAACAUGACAGUCUCAGCAUUAAAGGGUCCGACUUGGAAACAAUGAUGCGGUGGCGAGGAGGAAGAACCAAAGGAGGUUCAUAUUUCCCAGGCAACCGUCCGCCCACCAUUGACCUCUUAAACGAAGACAAACACAACAACCACAGCAAUAAACCAGCCCGGGGUCAAAGAUACAUCUUUGGGACAUGUUCUGUGGUGCAGGAGGCGCUUCUCAAGGCGCCCGGGCAGCAGGCUUCCGGUUGGGUUACGCCGUUGAACACUGGAACCAUGCAGCCGCCACGUACCGUCACAACUUCCCUGAAGUUCGUUGAUGUUCUACAUCUGUCACCUCCAUGUCAAUAUUGGUCACCCGCAAAGACUCGUCCGGGCAAAAACGACGAGAUCAACAUGGCCGCCUUGUUUGCAUGUGGAGAUGUCGUCAACAAACUGCGUCCUAGACUCUUUACCCUGGAGCAGACGUUUGGCAUCUUGCGAGAGAUGCAUAGACCCUACUUCAGCAAGCUCAUACAGAGCUUUAGUACUUUACGGUACAGCCUCGAAUGGGGUAUUGUGCACCUACAGGAUUGGGGUGUUCCUCAGCCGAGGAAGAGACUAGUAAUGAUCGGAUCUUGCCCCGGCGAGGUAUUGCCUACGCUUCCUCCCGCAUCUCACGGAAACGCCCCUGGACUCCGGCCGUUUACUACAGUCAACAACGUCCUUGCCAACAUCCCGCGCGGCGCACAACUGCACGAUGUUCAAAAGGCCGAACGUCUGGGGGCCGCUGGAGCACCCUGGGACGGUAACACGAUACUUCGGGAGACUCUGUGCUGUGGCCGUGGCAAGAUGUGCCACCCAAGUGGUCGGCGGCUUUUCACCGAGAGAGAGUUGGCCGGGCUUCAGGGCUUUCCUCACUUUUUCGAAUUUCAGGGAAGCAGCGUCAUCAAGCAGAUUGGAAAUGCUUUCCCACCUUCGGCUGUAGAGCACCUUUACAAACAUCUCCUCGACCACCUGCGCAAGGUUGACGGUGUGGCUACGAGUGCGAGUCCGGUUGCUAGCACUCAGACCCGGCCUGCACGGCACCAUGUCGCGAUGGCAGUACGUCCUCGGAGGAACGAAGUUGUCACCAUUGAAGAUAGCGACAACGAGAGCACCUCCAGCUCUGUCGUCAUUUGUGACAGGCAGGAGUCCCCUAUCAUCAUCAACAACAACAACAACAACAACAACAACAACAACAACAACAACAACAACAACAACAACAACAACAACAACAACAACAACAACAACACACCACAGCGCCGGGCCUUGAUGCUUCCACGCUAUCCCGAGAGCAUGGUCGUUUGUGGAGAUGAAGACGACGAGCCUGAAGACUACGAUCCUGAAGACUCGGGCAGUGACGUAACAAUGGACGGCGAAGAGGUUCCCUUUGCUGAGUUUCUGGCUCGCCGCCAAUCUGGGGCUGCAAACCAAUAA